AUGGAGACAAAUGGGAAAGCCAUUCAGCAGGAGGAAGGAAGGAGACAAAGAAUGGACACUUUCCAAGAUACUUUCCAGAAAGUGGAGAAGAUUGGGGAAGGUACAUAUGGAGUAGUAUAUAAAGCCAGAAACAGGCAGACAGGCCAGUUAGUUGCUUUGAAAAAGAUCCGUUUAGAUUCGGAGACUGAAGGGGUUCCUAGUACAGCAAUCAGAGAAAUCUCUUUGCUGAAAGAGCUGAAACAUCCAAACAUAGUGAGGCUUCUUGAUGUCAUACAUAGUCAGAAGAAACUCUAUCUGGUGUUUGAGUACCUUAAUCAGGACCUUAAAAAAUACAUGGAUUCAUCCCGCACAGGGGAAUUGCCUAUGAGUUUAAUUCAGAGCUAUCUUUACCAGUUACUACAAGGCGUGAGCUUCUGUCAUUCCCACAGAGUCAUCCACAGAGACUUGAAGCCCCAGAACUUACUCAUAAAUGAAACAGGAGCCAUAAAAUUAGCAGAUUUUGGCCUUGCUAGGGCCUUUGGUGUUCCACUGCGCACUUAUACUCAUGAGGUUGUAACUUUAUGGUAUCGAGCCCCUGAAAUUUUACUGGGUUGUAAGUACUACUCCACGGCAGUGGAUAUCUGGAGCAUUGGCUGCAUAUUUGCUGAAAUGGUGACCAGAAAGGCCUUGUUUCCUGGAGACUCAGAAAUUGACCAGCUCUUCCGAAUCUUCCGCACUCUGGGGACACCGACUGAAUCGCUAUGGCCAGGAGUGACUCAGCUUCCUGACUACAAGGGGAGUUUCCCAAGGUGGCCAAGAAAAGACAUGAAGGUGGUAAUUCCAAACUUGGACCGGGAGGGACGAGACUUACUGGCUCAACUACUACUGUAUGACCCCAACAGGCGUAUCUCAGCCAAAGCUGCUCUGAACCACCAGUAUUUCCGGCAGGCGCCAUGGGAUGCCAAAGAGCUGCAUGUGGUGCAGAGAUAUGGCCCAUGAGAGGAGGCAGUUUUGGGAUGAAUGCAGAAGAUGACCUUCUCAUCCUGAUUUAGGUGCACUCUGGUCUUGUGCAGGAGUUAAUAUUAUGUUAAUGUAACAUUUUACUAUUCCAAAGCUUCUUAAAAUGACACUUGCUUG
Messenger RNA from Anolis sagrei ordinatus, 1116 nucleotides. It is a transcript of the gene CDK3, whose product is annotated as cyclin dependent kinase 3. The record is from RefSeq and is a predicted model, not a curated record. Gene Ontology annotation, molecular function: ATP binding; cyclin-dependent protein serine/threonine kinase activity; cyclin binding. Gene Ontology annotation, biological process: signal transduction; protein phosphorylation; regulation of gene expression. NCBI's taxonomy places the organism in Eukaryota, Metazoa, Chordata, Lepidosauria, Squamata, Anolidae. Gene Ontology annotation, cellular component: cytoplasm; nucleus; cyclin-dependent protein kinase holoenzyme complex.